AUGUUCCUCUCGGUCGUCGACAACUUUGAGAAGUAUCGCGACUUGGUUCUCGCAUUCGCCAACUCGGGCGUCGGUGUUGGCAACUUCGUUGCGCCCUACAUCCUCAACAGCCUCGUGGAGCACUCAAACUGGCGGUUUAUCCCACUGACGUGGGCCUGCCUAUACGCACAAAUGAUCCCACUCAGCCUUCUCUGUCGGAGCCGCAAUGAGGCUGUUGGCAGCGGAGAGGCCAGCGAGGAGAAGGGCGAUGGCCGAAAUGUCAUCUCGGACUCAGAUGGGAUGGGGAAGACGGCAAUCGAAUGUUCCACUUGCGGCACGGAGGCCAACCGUUCGCGGUGGAAGCAAACAAGUCGAUGUUGUCUAUCCACAUCCACAUUUAGGUUGGUAAAGGAUUCUUUUCUUUUUUUCUCUCAUAAGUAA
Messenger RNA from Protopolystoma xenopodis, 420 nucleotides. Lineage: Eukaryota; Metazoa; Platyhelminthes; Monogenea; Polystomatidea; Polystomatidae. The record is from the annotation of a GenBank genome assembly.